GGCACCUCUUGCCUACAUACCAAGGUUUCCGACUCUAACUUCCAGUUCAACAGAUAUAAGGGAUUGAGAUGAGAAUGACUGAGAACAGGGUAGCCGUGCUUUAUAUCUAUCGCCACCUCAAUAUUUCCCGAGAACUAGUCUGGAGCCUCUUCCAAUGAGUGGACCUGAUUUUGGUGCCAUAGGAGAAGAAGCUGAACUAGUAGAAGUUGAACCAGAAGCUAAACAGGAAAUUCUGGAAAAUAAAGAUGUUGUGGUUCAACAUGUGCACUUUGAUGGACUUGGAAGGACUAAAGAUGACAUUAUCAUGUAUGAAAUCUGUGAUGUUUUCAAAGCUAAAAACCUUAUUGAUGUCAUGAGGAAGUCUCAUGAAGCUCGUGAAAAGCUCCUCCGUCUUGGAAUUUUUAGACAGGUGGAAGUUCUAAUUGAUACAUGUCAAGGAGAUGAUGCUCUUCCAAAUGGUUUAGAUGUAACAUUUGAAGUAACAGAACUGAGAAGAUUAACUGGAAGUUACAACACUAUGGUUGGCAAUAACGAAGGGAGCAUGGUACUUGGGCUCAAACUUCCUAAUAUCUUGGGACGAGCUGAGAAGGUGACAUUUCAGUUCUCCUAUGGAACAAAGGAAACUUCAUAUGGCCUCGCUUUCUUCAAGCCACAGCCUGGACACUUUGAACGAAACUUUUCUCUCAAUCUGUAUAAAGUAACUGGACAAUUCCCUUGGAGUUCUCUUCGUGAAACUGACAGAGGAAUAUCAACGGAAAUCAAUUUUCCUAUAUGGAAGACCAACCACACUCUAAAAUGGGAAGGUGUCUGGAGAGAGCUUGGCUGUCUUGCAAGAACUGCAUCAUUUUCUGUUCGAGAAGAAAGUGGACACUCCCUCAAGUCUUCUGUAUCUCAUGCCAUGGUAAUUGAUUCUCGAAACUCUUCCAUCUUGCCCCGACACGGUGCCUUGCUGAAAAUAAAUCAGGAGCUGGCUGGCUAUACAGGUGGAGAUGUGUCUUUUCUAAAGGAGGACUUUGAACUUCAGUUGAAUAGGCAACUUCUGUGGGAUUCAGUUUUGUCAGCUUCUCUCUGGGGUGGAAUGUUGGUUCCUAUUGGAGAAAAACCAUCCAGUAUUGCUGAUAGAUUUUAUCUUGGUGGACCAACAAGUGUGCGUGGAUUCAGUAUGUACAGCAUUGGACCUCAGAGUGAAGGUGAUUACCUGGGUGGUGAAGCCUACUGGGCAGGAGGUCUGCACUUGUACACACCUCUCCCUUUUCGGCCAGGUCGUGGAGGAUUUGGAGAUCUCUUUCGAACACACUUCUUUCUCAAUGCAGGCAACCUGUGUAACCUUAACUAUGGUGAAGGACCUAAGGCUCAUCUUCGUAAACUAGCAGAAUAUAUCCGAUGGUCUUAUGGUGCUGGAAUAGUUCUCAGGCUUGGAAACAUCGCACGAUUAGAACUCAACUACUGUAUACCUAUGGGUGUACAAAGUGGGGACAGGAUAUGUGAUGGAGUUCAGUUUGGAGCAGGAAUAAGAUUUCUGUAAUGUCACAGAGUCUGUAUUUGAAUUAAAGUAUGGCAUAGUGGUGACCCUGAAAUUUGUACUGAUAUAAUUAUGUAUGAACGAUUAAGUCCAAUAAAGAAAAUUGGAGGAAAAAAUUGUG
This is a messenger RNA of Hemicordylus capensis (graceful crag lizard), 1643 nucleotides long. RefSeq names its product SAMM50 sorting and assembly machinery component (gene SAMM50). Bases 155 to 1525 code for a protein of 456 amino acids. Gene Ontology annotation, biological process: protein insertion into mitochondrial outer membrane; mitochondrial respiratory chain complex assembly. Gene Ontology annotation, cellular component: SAM complex; outer membrane. The transcript has 15 exons. NCBI's taxonomy places the organism in Eukaryota, Metazoa, Chordata, Lepidosauria, Squamata, Cordylidae. The record is from RefSeq and is a predicted model, not a curated record.